AUGGCAUACGAGGUUUAUCAAGCGGGUCGUGCUAUCCAGGAUAUGGGGUUCAGGAUGUUUACUCUAGCCAGAAAUGCAAUCCAUGGGCAAAGUCGCUUGCAAGUGACAAUCCCAACUCUGUCUCCCAAGGCGCCCUCAACGCGGGAUCUCCAUGUCAAUCACGCCGAUGACCUGAGAGAGCCAAACAGCUGCGAAAUAAUUCACUUCAACCACUAUUAA
Colletotrichum lupini is the source of this 219-nucleotide messenger RNA. RefSeq lists its product as uncharacterized. Lineage: Eukaryota; Fungi; Ascomycota; Sordariomycetes; Glomerellales; Glomerellaceae. Bases 1 to 219 code for a protein of 72 amino acids. The transcript has 3 exons. The record is from RefSeq and is a predicted model, not a curated record.